Trachymyrmex septentrionalis is the source of this 1437-nucleotide messenger RNA. RefSeq names its product exocyst complex component 2-like. Gene Ontology annotation, cellular component: exocyst. The record is from RefSeq and is a predicted model, not a curated record. The annotation marks the transcript as partial. The transcript is spliced from 6 exons. Gene Ontology annotation, biological process: Golgi to plasma membrane transport; exocytosis. Lineage: Eukaryota; Metazoa; Arthropoda; Insecta; Hymenoptera; Formicidae.
UUAGUUUUAUCGAAUAUGCAACAUGCUAUGGGGGCCAUGAAGAGUAUGUGCAGUCACGAUGUAGAGGCAAGGUGGCUCUUACAUAUCUUACGUUGUGUUAGACAAAUGUAUGCUUCUUUGAUACAUCUGGAUUUGCCUAGCGAGGCUCUCGAUAUUUUCGGUUCAUUUAUAUUGGAUUUAAGGAUACAAUGUUUAACUGCUCUCUUCAAACAAGGAGCAGACAAUACGGCAGCUCUGAGUCAAAAAGAAACGUGGCAGAUAGAAUACUUGAACGAGGAUGGUGGAGUUACAAGACUGCCAUAUUUAUUUGAGGAAAUAGUUUUGGUGAUAUCGAAACAUGCGCGAGAAACGGUAGUUGCUUGUGGUCCAAGAGAAGGACCGCUAUUCAAUAAUUCGGCACAUCAGAUUAUCUAUCACAAUGUCAUUAAGACAUUAUUCAUAUCAUUCGCGCGGUGCCUACAACAAUUAGCGUUUAGCGGCUGCGAGGAAGCUAUGGAUAAUGAUGAAACAUCGGUUUCGCAAUUGAUUGGAUCACCUUCUGGUUAUAAAAACAAAACCAAUAAGCAUCAAGGACCAACGUGGGAGCAAUGUCUCUUAAUCUCAUUAAGUAAUAUACGAUACACGUUAAAUAUCGUUUUACCAAGAAUCGGAGAUGCCCUGAAAGCGCAAGGCUAUCCAGAAUUAUCCAUCGCUAUCGGAUGGAACUCUGAUUGGACACAAUUGGAGACGCUGGACAGUGCUGUUCUGGAUGCAUAUCUAGAGCGCCGUUGCGAUCCACUUGUCGGUACGAUAGAGCCUAGUAUGUAUUUAGGCGGUUUAGAAUGGGACUUUGAUACGGAACCGACUCAUUUGAAACCAUAUGCCCAAGAAAUAUUGGCGAAUCUAAUCGCGGUACAUGCAGAGGUACGCAGAGUUGCACCAGCUCUAUUACAGCGGAUCCUAUCUCAUAUAAUAGAGACUAUAGCAGAGGAACUCGCGCGACUCAUGUCAUGCGUUACGCAAUUUCGUCCGGCUGGCAUUAUUCAAGCUCGAACAGAUAUUAUACUCUUGAGAAACGCUCUGCAAGCCUACAGCACAAGUAGAGCGAGAAGCUUUUUCGAGGAAGCUCUGGACGCGAUACCUCAGCCAGUAAAUAAGGAAGAUCACAUGAGAGUAGAAGCCCUUUUGUCAAAAGUCGCAACGUGUAUGCGACUGCAAUUGUCGUGUCUUACCAGUGAGGUAACGGAAAAUAUUCGUUAUUUAACGGCGGAUCCUGAACGCGUUACCACUGUGUAAUUUAUAACGACCAAAGUACGUAAUGUGAUUACGGGACAACAUUAUAUUUAUUAAUAUUAAAUUAUUAAAAGUUCUAUUAUUGUAUUUAUGUUGCACAUAUUAGAUAUGGUACAUUAUACAAUGGAAUUCGCGAAUUCUUACGACUUUUAUUUGAUUGUAAUG